Molecule: messenger RNA, 1990 nt
Organism: Aspergillus ibericus CBS 121593
Lineage: Eukaryota; Fungi; Ascomycota; Eurotiomycetes; Eurotiales; Aspergillaceae
Product: putative nucleolin protein Nsr1
Exons: 4
Coding region: 246-1832 (528 amino acids)
Molecular function (GO): mRNA binding
Source: RefSeq, a predicted model, not a curated record
GCUGUGGGCUGUACGUACUAUUCUGUGGGAUCUGUGGGAUACUCUCGUGGGUUUCAUAUCAUAGACGGUAGCAUUUUCCCUGUCGUCUCGUGUGGGCUUGAACACUGUCGUUGUGGGUUACCUGUGGGUAUUUCGUCUAUUUCUAUUACAAAUCGGGUGAUUAUUGUGGGAUUAUAAAGAUCUGCCGCACUUUUCCAAAGCUUUUUCGUUGUACCAGCUUUUAGUUUACAUUUUACCUGAUCAAAAUGUCCAAGACCAAGUCCGUUACCAAGAAGGGCUCUGAGAAGCCGGUUGACAAGGCCCUGAGCAAGGUCAAGGAUGCCGGUGUGAGCAAGGCUUCCCAGUCCCCCAAGGCCAAGAGCAAGCAGAUUGCUCGUGACAUUGCCUCCAAGGAGAAGAAGGACAAGAAGAAGAAGAAGGCUCCUACCCCUAGCUCGUCCGAGUCCGAGUCGGACAGCGAUGAGGAGAUGGACUCUGACUCUAGCUCCAGCAGCGAGAGCGAGGAUGAGAAGCCCGCCAAGAAGGCUGAGAAGAAGAGCAAGAAGGCUGAGUCCUCUUCCGAGUCUGAGUCCGAGUCGGACAGCGAUGAGGAGAUGAACGACGCCUCCAGCAGUGAGAGCGAGAGCGAGAGUGAGGAGGAGAAGCCCGCCAAGAAGGCCAAGGCUGAGCCCAAGAAGGCUGCUAAGAAGGAGGAGUCCAGCGACUCCGAGUCCUCCGACUCUUCUGACUCUGAGUCUGAGGAGGAGAAGCCCGCUAAGAAGGAGACCAAGAAGGAGGAGUCCUCUUCCGAGUCGGAGUCUGAGUCUGACUCCGAGUCUGAGGAGGAGGCCCCCAAGAAGGCCGCCAAGGAGUCCAGCGAGAGCGACUCUGACUCCGACUCUGACUCUGAGAGCGAGGAGGAGACCAAGGAGAAGAAGGCUGAGAAGGAAUCUUCCGACUCUUCCGACUCUGACUCUGACUCCGAUUCUGACUCUGACUCUGAGGAAUCCGAGGAACCCAAGAACUCCAAGAAGCGCAAGGCUGAGGAGGAGACUUCUGCCACCCCUAAGAAGUCCAAGACUGAGGAGCCCGCUGCCGGUGCUUCCGCCAACCUCUUCGUCGGCAACCUGUCCUGGAACGUCGAUGAGGCCUGGCUCACCCAGGAGUUCGAGAGCUUUGGUGAGCUCUCUGGUGUGCGUAUCAUGACUGAGCGUGACACUGGCCGCUCUCGCGGUUUCGGUUACGUUGAGUUCGUCAACGCCACCGAUGCCGCCAAGGCUUUCGAGGCCAAGAAGGACACCGAGAUUGACGGCCGUACCAUCAACCUCGACUACGCCACUGGCCGCCCCGCCAACCGUGACCAGCAGGGUGGUGGCUUCAAGGACCGCGCCAACAACCGUGCUCGUUCCUUCGGCGACCAGGCCAGCCCCGAGAGUGACACCCUCUUCGUCGGCAACAUUGCCUUCGGUGCUAACGAGGACUCUCUUCACGAGCUGUUCGGUGAGAAGGGAUCCAUUCUCGGCAUCCGCCUGCCCACCGACCCCGAGUCCGGCCGCCCCAAGGGUUUCGGCUACGUCCAGUACUCCUCCGUUGAGGAGGCCCGCGCUGCCUUCAACGAGCUCAACGGCGCUGAGCUGGCUGGCCGCCCCGUCCGUCUGGACUUCAGCACCCCCCGUGCCAACAACGGUGGCGGUGGUGGUGGUGGUGGCCGCGGCCGUGGUGGCUUCGGCGGUCGUGGACGUGGUGGUGACCGUGGCCGUGGCCGUGGUGGCUUCGGUGGCCGCGGUGGCGGUGCCCCCAACAAGGCCCGCGGUGGUAUUCCCGAGUACAAGGGCACCAAGGUGACCUUCUAAGCGGGCGGUUGUGUAAGAUAGAUAGUUGCUUUCAUGACACGUUUUGGGCAUGGGUUUCUUUUGGUUUGGGGUUGUGUUUUUUCUCAAAUGUUUCUGGUACCCCAAAAGUUCUUUGCAUUGUCUAAAUAGCACCAAUUAAUGAAUGGCUAUGACCAGAA